AUGUCGGCCCAGGCCCAGAACGGCCAGAGCCAGGACCAAGACCAACAUCGACGACAACAACAACAACAACAACAUAGCCAUGCCCGGACCUCGUACUCUCGUAGCAACCGCCACCUGCAGAUUCAGGAGCCAGAACGGAGGCCGCUGCUGAGGAGACACGUGAGCCAUGAGCCAGACAGCGAGCCAGUCUUCUCUUGCGUGCCCAACCCACACUCUCACCUGCCCGUCUACACCAACAUCCACCGCAUCAGGAGAGACGUAAUCUCCAUUGUCGAGGACUACAUGAGCCUGGAGCAGCUGAGGGAUGUGAGGAUCAACAUCUCUGUCAUACGGCCCUUGGUCGAUAAGCUGUAUGACCUUGAUGACAUCUCCAUUGUCUACUGCCUCCUUGUGAACCGCACACAGUUUCUGCACGAGCAGUCCCAUCUGCAUAACAGGCAAAAUGUAAACUACACCCGUGCUAUCCUGUGCGAGCUUGUCGCCACUCGCAUCCUCCGGCGCUUCAACGAGGACAAUGAGGGCACCGAGGGGCUGCUCGUCCUCGCUCAUAUUCUUGUCGCCGGCUUCUCGCCUUUUCAGAACGCCCCCGAGGACAUCCGCCGUGAGGCCUCCACGUCUGCCUCCUUCGGCUACCACACCACCCUGCCCGCCCUCGAGGUUGCCAUCCUGAGCGAGAGCAAGCUGUUCCUCAGCUCGACCUCGUGCCAAAAGGUCAUUGACGCCAUCUACGAGGGCCGCGUGAUAUACACGCCAAGCAGCUUCGUGGAUAUCAUCCCGGAUCGGUACAAGCAGAAGCCGAUAAGUCUGUACGACCCCAGGGCGUCAUCGCUGCUGAACCAGUACCGCUUGAUCGUCCCCAGGACGAGGAACAUACUCGAGAUCAUGCAGUUCAUCAUAUUGUUGGUCCUCUACGUCCUGUUUAUGGCCGAGAGGGACCCCACCACUUUCUCUAUAUUCGAAGUCAUGUUCUCAGUCUACUCAUUUGGAUGGGUUCUUGACAAUUUCGCCACGAUACUGGAGCAUGGGUGGCAGGUCUACACCCAAAACCUGUGGAGCUUCCUGGACGUCACCUUUGCCGUCAUCUUCUGGAUCUACCUUGUGCUGCGCAUCCAGGGCUGGCGGACCGACAGCGACGACACAGACCAGCAGGCACUCGACGUCCUCGCAAUGGGUGCUCCGGUGCUUAUCCCCCGUCUCGCCUUCAAUCUUCUCUCAAACAACCUGCUCUUCGUCUCCCUCAGGGCCAUGAUGGCCGACUUCACCACGCUGACAGCCCUUGCCGCUUGGUGUUUCGCCGGAUUCCUCAUGUCACUGAUCUGGCUCGGCGACGGAGACCACUCGACCAUCACCGUCAGCAAGUGGCUGCUUUGGAUCUGGUUUGGCCUGGACGGAACCGGCAUCCAAAAGGCACCCGAGUUCCACCAGAUACUGGGCCCGUGCCUCAUGGUCACCUUUGCCUUUCUAGGAAACACCCUCUUUCUCACAAUCCUCGUGUCCAUGCUCUCAAAUACCUUUAGCACCAUCGUGUCUAACGCGACCGCCGAGGUCCAGUACCGCCAUGCUGUCCAGACUCUGGAGGGCGUCAAGAGCGACGCCAUCUUCGCUUAUCAACCACCCUUCAACAUUCUCGCUCUCUUCAUCCUGGUUCCGCUGAAGUUUGUCGUGAGCCCCCGAUGGUUCCACAAGAUCCAUGUUGCCGCCGUUCGACUCCUGAACCUCCCCCUGCUCCUCAUCAUCGCGGCCGUUGAGCGGCGUGUCCUGUGGCCUGUGUCGGCACCAAACAAGCGACCUGGUGUAGAGAAUUUGCCCGACAGGAGGUACCACUGGUUCUGGGAGAAGUGGCGCAUCACGACGCACGGUGAUAUCCACGCCGUGUUCGGCGUCUCGCCUCCGGAUGAGGUCGAGGAUGCCAUCUCUGUCGACGACGACCUGACGCGCCACAUGAUCCGCCGGCAGUUCCAGAGAAACAACACUGCGGACUCGACCAACCUGCAAAACAUGAUCAAGCAGUACAAGACCAAACACGCACACGAGAGGGACGGCAACGCCGGCACAAAAGACGCCGGCGACCAGCUCGGGGUGACUCCCACCGCCUCCGACGGUCGGCAGACGCCCAAGUCGCCUGCGACGGGCAAGGUGCUCAGCAGAAGGGACAGCAUGGCGCCAUUCCCGGGGCUACGGCAGGAGUUGCAGGGCAUCUUCAACGACAGCGAGGAGAUGAGCGACCUGACGACGCGGCUGGAGGCGUUGGAAGAUAGCAACGCGCGGAUAGAGGCGAUGCUUGUCAGGCUCGUGGGGGACGUUGAAGAUACGACCAGCAUCAUGGAGGAGGAGCAGGCUGGCAAGCUAGGCACACUGGAUGAUCUGGACCGCACUGCGGAUGAGCAAUAG
Diaporthe citri is the source of this 2391-nucleotide messenger RNA. RefSeq lists its product as uncharacterized. Bases 1 to 2391 code for a protein of 796 amino acids. Lineage: Eukaryota; Fungi; Ascomycota; Sordariomycetes; Diaporthales; Diaporthaceae. The record is from RefSeq and is a predicted model, not a curated record. The transcript has 3 exons.